AUGUUGUUAGAUUUAAGGUUCAGAAAACUCUUCACAUUACACGAUAACCGCCUGGUUAACCAAGAACUGUCUAAACUCAACCUGAGCUUUGAUGAUAUCACGGAGCUAAACGUCUCAGGAUGCCAUCUGGAUGAUUUAUAUGGUAUAGAAGUCUUCAAGAAUUUAGAAAGGCUGGAUGCGUCGAACAAUAAUAUCUCACUGCUAGACCCAUUGGUAUCAUUGAACCUAGUUAGCCUAAGACUGAACAACAAUAACGUUGAGUACCUGUAUAUAAAGGAACUUGAUAACGGAACGGUAGUUUUGUCAUCAUAUAGGGAUGCCAAGCAUAGGGAUUCAUUUACGAAGUUCGACUCUGAAAACAAAAAACCUGGUAAAUCCCAUAAACAAACCCGACCUCUAGAAUACGUCGAUUUGAGCUCAAAUGAGAUCAAAUUAUUUAAACAUUUAACACCAGGAGGGAAGCUAAGUUUUGAAGUUCUUAACUUAUCCAAUAACAACAUUUCAAAUUUCAAUGCCCUGGAGUAUGUAAAAUGCUAUAAGACCUUGGACCUCUCAUUUAACCAGCACCUAGAUUUGAAACAUUUAAACAAAAGUACCUUGUCAGAUGAAUGUAAAGUAUACUUGCAAUAUACUCGUUUAAAGAAUGAGCACCUGUUGCCAGGGAUACUUGACAGAUAUGAAAAUAUCCUCGUUCACCAUGAAACAGAAGUAGUCCAACACGAAAGACUGGUAAGCCCAUACAGGUUACACUUGGACAAUGUAAGGAAUAAAAAGUUCGUUAGCACAGAUGGAGAAUACGCAGAUUUCAUGUACGAAGGAGAUUCAUACCCCUCAGAACUUAUGACACCUAGGUACCUAGAUACUGGAGACGUAGUACCUAAUGUUCAAUAUAAAGGGAAGCCUGAAAAUAGACUUUCCCAAUUGGAAACAGAGUCCACAUACGACGACAAUGAAAAUAAAUUCGUGACGAUUCCGUCAAUAGAAAAUGAAAUUUCAGAAGGAUACGAGUUUGAAAAAUAUACAAGAAUCUCACACAUGGCCCCCAAUUCGUCAAAUGUAAUAUCAGAAAGAGAAUUUGAAACUGACUUCAAUCAAUUGGACUUCCUCAUUUCUUCCAUGGAAUUAUGUAAAAAAAUUGAUAUGUGGAGCGAUGACAUAAAAAAGACACUAUAUAACGAUAUCAAGGAGUAA
This is a messenger RNA of Theileria annulata, 1191 nucleotides long. RefSeq lists its product as uncharacterized. NCBI's taxonomy places the organism in Eukaryota, Apicomplexa, Aconoidasida, Piroplasmida, Theileriidae. The record is from RefSeq and is a predicted model, not a curated record. Gene Ontology annotation, molecular function: protein binding. The transcript has a single exon. Bases 1 to 1191 code for a protein of 396 amino acids.